Zerene cesonia (dogface butterfly) is the source of this 2095-nucleotide messenger RNA. RefSeq lists its product as uncharacterized. The coding region runs from base 1 to 1641 and encodes 546 amino acids. The transcript has 2 exons. The record is from RefSeq and is a predicted model, not a curated record. NCBI's taxonomy places the organism in Eukaryota, Metazoa, Arthropoda, Insecta, Lepidoptera, Pieridae.
AUGUCUGGCUGGAGGCUAUUCAUAGUUCUCGUUGUGUUGCUUAACGUCGCGUUUGGUGUUAGGAUCAACUUCACCAGUUGCCACAAUACGGAAUGGUCUUGUGUGAACAGUGCACCAAAUGAGAUCAUUUACACUUGUUCGGCGGUUAGAAGCAAUGACUUCAUCAUCCACCUUAAGGAUUAUUAUACGGAUAAUAUCGUCAGUGUGACGGUACAAAAUUGUCGCGACUUAAGGGUGGUACUGGACUGUCCCCUAUUGCAAAGGUCCUCUCGGUUGCAGAAAUUUAAAGUCAAAGAUUGCGACCGACUUGAAUUCAUAUCGCUUUCCGCGACGUCCUUAUUGCAGACACCGCCCGAAGUUGUAAUUGAAAAUGUGAGGGAAGUUGUGGCACUGCCCAGAAAUACAUUUAAAUCGCCCUCGACUAGUACUGAGCUCAAAUGUCUAGGAUCGACAUCUAUGAACAAGUUAAGAAUUGUAAAUAGCAAAAUAAAUUCUAUCAACACGAAAGCUAUUUUUAAUGUUAGUGGGAUCAAAAACGUUGAAUUUGAAAAUGUUACUAUCACUGAUAUUUAUACGCAAGGUAUUGAAGCGAUCAUGAGCAGCGACAAUUCUGUAUUUACAAUGAUAAACAGCAAAAUUGCCAAUUUAGAGUUUAAAGGAAUCAUUAUUCAAGCUUCAACUGUCAGAUUAUCUUAUAAUGUUUUUAACACCAUAAGAGCGAAUGGGAUAAACGUUACAGCUGAUAGUGUAUACAUCGCGGGAAAUACCUUUAAAGAAAUAAAUGCAAAUGGCAUAAUUAUAAAUUCUCUAAACAUCGAUAUAAUAAACAAUAACAUUGAAUUCCUUAAAAGUAACGCAUUAGAAAGCAUCAAGUGUUUGAAAAGAAGAUCGAGCAAGAAACAAAUAAAUUUCUCAAGAAAUAACAUACAUAGUGUAGAACCGUAUUCUCUAUUUUUUGACUAUUCAAGUUGUAAAAACGCGGGCACUCAAAUUAUAUUUCGUGAAAACAAAAUAGACUGUAAAUGUCGAAACAUUGCAUUUUUAAAUUCGCCGUCUACCGGAUGCAACAGUGAAUUGAACGGAUUGAUUUUGAAUAUAGCCAAUAACAAUACAUGCUUUUUGGCUCCUUGUAUUUUGCCCAUUGAAAUUGUUAAACUGCUACAAGAGAGCGAUAUGUGUCAUUUAAACCUUGACCCCCAAGUUAUGUGCUUACUGUAUUAUGAUAAGAAUUCUAAUAAUACGAAUAUCGAAGUGACUACAGACGAAGAUGUCACGGAGCCGGCUCCUACGUUCUAUUUGAUAAGGCAGGCUAACUACGGGUCCGGCGGCGCUAGUGCUGCUAUGACGGCUAUCGAUAAGGAUGAUCUCUUACGGGAUAGCCACUUGAAUAUGACGAACAGAACAACUGUUAAAGUCGUGUUCGAUUCUUCUAAAGACUUUGUAGAAACGCUCAGAAGUACGGGCAGAUCGCAGAGCAGACAAGAGGAGAACAAAUCGCCACCGAGAGAAGACUACAUAAAUCGUUGUGUCGGCAGCCAUUGUAGAAAUAACGUCGCGUACGACAAACAGAAGGCGUUAGACUUUUAUAAAUAUGUAUACGCUCAAUUGCGAACGCCGCGUCAGAAUGACAAGAAAAAUUAAACUUGCUUGACAUUAUCGUUGUUUUAAAUAAAACCGUUUACCUAUUUUGUUGACUUUAUUGCCCCCAAACAUAGUAUCUAGCUAUAAUUCGUAAACACCGCUUUUACUAUCAACGAUGAACCAUAUUUAUAUUUGUGUGCUUCGUGAUACUUAUUAUAUGUUUGGCUUCUGGUUUUACUUUUAUUUUUAUUUCAUUGAGGGCGUUUUUUUUGUAUCCACAACAUCUCUCUCAUUAUUAAUAUAAUAAUUGUUUUUUUGAAAGAUUGCAACUACUUUUAUUACUUAGUGAGCUUUUGCUCAACCAAAACUAUAUUUUAAAACUCGUGUAAGAAAAUACAGUCUAAAUCAUAUUCGUAGCGUAUCAGUAGAUAUGUUGUACUUUAUAUUCGUUAUUGUAAUAUUAUAAGGAAUAUGCCUAGCGCAAGAUUAUAGGUCCGUUCGUAUUGAGUGAAUA